Messenger RNA from Pseudophryne corroboree (corroboree frog), 3305 nucleotides. RefSeq lists its product as uncharacterized. The record is from RefSeq and is a predicted model, not a curated record. Bases 32 to 838 code for a protein of 268 amino acids. The transcript has 2 exons. Lineage: Eukaryota; Metazoa; Chordata; Amphibia; Anura; Myobatrachidae.
AUGCCGGAGGGGUGAGUACGCUCCGUAUGAGAUGGUGCCCACCGACCAGUGUGCUUGCGUUCUGGACUCUGGGAAAGCCACCCGCAUGACGGAUCACCCCAACACCUCUCUGAGGAGAAUGCUGGUGCCGGAAGACUCGGACUUCCUUCCCUCUGUCAGCCUGGCUGCCGUCCUGGUCCUGGUUUUCAUCUCUGUUCUCCCCAUGUUGUUACAGCCUGAUACAGGCUAUGAGGCGGUCAGAACACUGGCCAGCGUUAGAGGGAAUAUCGCCCAUUUCCGUCCUCUCCUCUACGGCCAGCCAUUGUCCACUCAGCUGACUGUGGAGAGAUUAAACAAGAUUGGGGACCAGGUGGAGGUGAUCACGGUGCUGGCGGUGGCAGAGGAAGACGCCUUUCAGACACUUGUUUGCUUCUCCUCCAAAAUGGUGUCUCUUCUGUCAAAGCAAGGCCAAGUUCAGUCUGUGAUCAAGCAGGUCUGGGGAAACCGUCCCCUCGCGGCUACCUGGAACAACAGCGCUGUAAGACUUUCAAAGUUCUUCUCUGUCGCAGUAAUAACUCAGAGAACAGGACAAAACCCUCACUGCGCGAUUCUGGGUCCUCCAAACCCCGUGACUGGUGAUAUGUGUCUAAUGGAGAUAUCUCUUCCAUCUUCACCAUCAGAAAGAAGUGUGACCAUGCGGCGCGAGUCUCGCACCAUAGCUGACCAGUUACUGCAACAUCUCUACAGAACUGCUCUGGUCCCAGAGUCCUUUGAGAUCAGAGAACCCAGAAGACAACAGCUCGGGGUUAUCCACAUUAAAGGGGACCCCUACCUGGAAAGGGGCAUGGUUGUGUGUUAGAUUGUGACUGGACCUACAGAACUCUACAGGACUUUCAAUGGACAGUUGUUACUUCAGAUCAGAGUCUUCCGUAUUUGCAAUGAACAUGGGAUAAAUUGAGAGCCGCAACGUUUUGCCUCUGCUGCAGGGACAUGCACAGGUAGCGCCUUAAAAAGAAAAUUCUUGUUACUUCCUGGUAUAACAAGCUAGACAUAAUGACACCGAUGAAGAUGGAGAUUGCUGGUCAUUGCAGUACCACGGCAUUAGUAUAAAAUAAUAAUAUUAUGGGGUCUGCCACUGCAGCGUUUUCUGUUGUUGUAGCCCAAAGACCAGAACCAUCCUGGCUUUCCCUUACCAAUUAUUGCCGCUGUAAAUCUGCGGGCUGAAUCACUGGAAUCACGUGGGUUCCGGCAACUCGCAGGCUAUUAAAUAUGGGCCACACACAUGGGCGUAGCCACAACUAUGUGGAACAAUAUUUUGAAUGGGCCCCUGCCCCAAUGGUUCUAGAGACACCUCUCUCCAAGGCGGGUGGCACUUGAUGUCGGGAUACCAGCGUUCAGCAUACUGCCGCCGGAAUCCCGACACCCGGCAUACUGACAACUAUUUUGCCUCUUGGGGUGUCCACGACACCCCUGGAUGGAGAAUAAAUAGCGCGGCGAGCCCACAAGGGGCUCUUUUGUGCUCGCCCCACUGCCGGUAUACCGUAGUACACCCCUCCAAAGCAGCUAAUCAUUUUCUGACCCAUGGUAGUGCCCGGCUAUUUCACAAUAUGCCAAACAGUAUGGCAGCCAGUUCACAUUAUGCCACAGAGUGCCUCCAAUUUAUAUUAUGCCAUACAGCGUCCUUAUUACAUAUCACGUCACACUGUAGUGCCCCCAGUUCCUACUAUUCCACAAAGUAGUGCCCACAGUUCAUACUGUGCCACAUUACAGUGCCCGUUACCUUUAUAAGAUCCACAACACACACCUCGCCCUGAAAAUGUAAUGUCACCCCAUUCAGGUCAUACUCGCCUACUCUCCCGGAAUGGCCAGGAGGCUCAUGAAAAUCUUGUGGCGCUCCCGGAAGAGUAGGCUAGUCUCCUGGCCUGCUGCCAUCUGCCUGCACCCCACCGCAGCCGCACACAACCCUUCCGCAGCCGAAUGGGCCGACGUCGUAAUUCGCGGUGAAUUGCAUCAUCGUGGCCCUGCCCCACAAUGUCUUUAAUCACGCCAUUGUGUAGUGGGGGCGAGUCCGCGAUGAUGCAGUUUUGCAGACACGCCCCUGCUCUGCCCCUACCCGGCAACACCCCACCGCCACUCCCCCAGUAUGCCCCCCCGCUGAGCUGGCUGCCUCCUCCCUGAUGGCUCGCAGUUAUUUGGGGAAGGCUGGAGCUUUCGGUAGACACUGUAAAAGCGUAUUGGCCAUUAAAGUACUACAUCAAUGACACCACACCUAUGAGUAGCCGCACCUAAUACUACACAAUGCCAUUUAAGGAAUUAAAUUGAUUUCCAAAUACAAACAUAGAAGGAAACAAUAUGAUUCUCUGUGCAAAAUAAGCUAUGAUUUACUAAGGUGACAAAUGCUGAAAUAAUCCGUCCUCCUAAAGCCGCGUUACCAGCGAGGCAUAGCAAGGUGAGAGAGGCCAUAUUGUCCUUUGCGGCAGCUUCUCAUUGGUCCCUCUCACUUACAUCACCUCCAGUCACAGUCCAGUCUCCAGGUCAUGUAUGACGCUUAGUGAGGACCAAUGUCUGACCAGCCACAAUUCCAGGUGGGGAGCAAAAAUAUUCAGCGAUUUAGGGGGUAACAAAGCUUUGAGAAAUAUUUGGCUGUGUGAGGUGAACGUGCGUCUGUUACUUCCCCCCCAUGGCUCUCAUUUAGGAAGCGCACUGUAUAACGCCUUGAUCUGUAUGAUUGCGCCUGUAUGGUCCGCACAGUACACAUCAAAAUCUAGGCGCACUUGCAGAAAUCGGCUUGCCUGGCAUUACUGAGUAUUUGCUCUGCACCCUUGCGCUUUGUGAAUGGGGCCCAUUGGAGGCAGCCACUUUGUGAGUUUAACCCGUUUAUCUGAGCUAUUCACCUUAGGCCUGAUACAGAGUUGAACGUAAGUUGUCAGUAAUUGGUAUUACAUUGCUGGCAGGUGUCUAAUUGCAAAUAUUCGCCCUAACGCAGAGCUGUAUGCAUCCCUGCGGCCGGACUGACCAAAUAUUUUGUCCUCUGUGCGGCCCGCAGUUCCACGGACGCGCCCUCUAUGACUCUGACAACGCCAGAGACCAGUUUUGCACCAGCGGUCGUAAAUACAGAUGUGCUUAAAAUGCGUACAGCUGUGCAUCACUAGCACCUGCGCACACUUGUUCAGGGGCAUGUGCUAAGCACGCAAGAUAAACUCUGCAAAUGUCCCCACGUAUACAUCACUGUCACUCGCUGCUUUGUAUAAUGUAAAUAUGAAUGUACACAAGAGGAAUACGCCUGUUACUGUCUCCACAGGGAACUGAUGCUCCAACUAAACAGA